CAGUCCCUUUUCAGUGACCCACUUAGCCCCAGACAGCCGGGCGCCAUGCACAGCUGUGUCUUACCCUGCCCCGAGUGCAAGCGGUCCCUUCCCCCCACCCAGGUGACACUGCAGCACAGAGGGGAAACUGAGGCACACGCAGGCUUCGUACGAUGAUGAUGUAAAAUUCCCACUGUCCCCCCGGCGGUGCCGGCUCUGACAUGGGCUGUCCCUGCAGAACGACUCCCUGAUGCGGCAGAUGCGGGAGCUGGAGGAGCGCUUUGCCGGGGAGGCGAGCGGCUACCAGGACACCAUCGCGCGGCUGGAGGAGGAGAUCCGGCACCUGAAGGAUGAGAUGGCGCGGCACCUGCGCGAGUACCAGGACCUGCUCAACGUCAAGAUGGCGCUGGACGUGGAGAUCGCCACCUACCGCAAGCUGCUGGAGGGCGAGGAGAGCCGGAUCAGUCUCCCCAUUCAGACCUUCUCGGCGCUCAACUUCCGGGGUGAGUGCAGGGCAGGACCCAGGCAGGGCAGCAUGGGGGGCGCCCUGAGCCCCCUGCGGUGGGGCAUGCCUGGCAUAAGCCAUGGGGCGAGUGGGGCGGGCUGCAGGAGGCAGCUGGGCUGCCCCAGCCGGGAGGGCCCCAUGGCUGCUGUCUAUGCUCCCGGCCAGCCCUGGCCUGGCCCAGCCCGCCGGCUUGCUGCUUUACCCAGGCCAGCCAGUGCUGGAGUCCCCGCCUGCCCCCAGCCCAUCGCCUUGUGCCCCGCCCUCUUACCCGCCGUGGCCAGCCCAUCGCCCCAUCCCCCCCAUG
Terrapene triunguis (Three-toed box turtle) is the source of this 788-nucleotide messenger RNA. RefSeq names its product keratin, type II cytoskeletal 8-like. The transcript is spliced from 2 exons. The record is from RefSeq and is a predicted model, not a curated record. Gene Ontology annotation, cellular component: cell-cell junction; sarcolemma; Z disc. NCBI's taxonomy places the organism in Eukaryota, Metazoa, Chordata, Testudines, Emydidae. The annotation marks the transcript as partial. Gene Ontology annotation, biological process: skeletal muscle organ development.